UCCCCCAGUUUCAACAUAUCCUGGUGGCUCGAACUUCUCGCCAUUUUGAAUCACAGAGGAAGGUGACGAACGUCCGAAUCGAAGCAAAGAAAACGCCGAAGAUAAAGUAACCAUGAGCGGGUGUCGUUUAUUCAUUGGUCGUUUGAGCCCCCAUGCCCGAGAAAGAGACGUGGAGAAGUUUUUCAAAGGAUACGGACGGAUCCGAGAAAUAAAUUUGAAAAAUGGAUUUGGUUUUGUGGAGUUUGACGACCAUAGAGAUGCAGAUGAUGCAGUAUACGAGUUAAAUGGCAAAGAACUUUGUAGUGAAAGGGUGACCAUUGAGCAUGCCCGCUCCAGGAAGGGCAGGGGAGGUGGUGCUGGGAUGGGUGGUGGACGAGACGGUGGUGGUGGUGGUGGUGGUGGAGGAGGAGGGGGACGCUUCUCCCCGCGCUUCAGCAACUCUCGCCAGUCUCGCAGCAGUGGCUCCAGGUAUGGCCCCCCUGUGCGGACUGAACACAGACUCAUUGUGGAGAAUCUGUCUUCCAGAAUUAGCUGGCAGGACCUGAAAGACCUGAUGAGGAAAGUCGGAGAGGUCACCUUUGUGGACGCCCACAGAACAAACAAGAACGAAGGAGUGGUCGAGUUCGCCUCCCACAGUGAUAUGAAGAACGCCAUUUCCAAGCUGGAUGGGACAGACCUGAACGGACGCAAGCUGAAGCUGUUUGAGGAUCGCAGGAGGAGCCGCAGCAGGAGCCGUUCUCGGUCCCGCAGCUACUCCCGUUCUCGUUCCCGCUCCCGCUCCAAGUCCCGCUCCAGGAGCCGCUCGCGCUCGGCCAGCCGCACCCCGGAGAAGAAGCCCUCAGGGGGCAAGGCCGCCCCUCGCUCCCCCUCCCGCUCCCUGUCCCGCUCCCCCGCCCGCCCCAGGUCCAGGACCCCGGUCCGGGCCCGCUCCCCUGCCCGCUCCAGGUCCCCCGUCCGGCCCAAGUCACACUCUCCUGCCGGGCCUAGGUCCAGGUCCCCCGCCAGGUCCAGGUCCCCCGCCAGGUCCAGGUCCCCCGCCCGGCCCAGGUCCAGGUCCCCCGCCCGGCCCAGGUCCAGGUCCCCCGCCCGGCCCAGGUCCAGGUCCCCCGCCCGGCCUAGGUCCAACUCCAGGUCCCACUCCAGGUCCCCGGCCCCAAGGAAACAGUCCCGGUCCCCCUCAGCUGAGAGCCAGCACUGAGAAGGCCCUCCACGGCUAUGUGGUCUGGACUGAAGCGUUGUUAGAGCAUUGUGGCAGGCCUGUCUGAGGGCUGGGUCACGGGGAACCAAGGGGGAGAGAGAGGGUUACCCAUGUGACAGGAAGUCCUUUAUUUUAGAAUAAUUGAUUGCGCCCGCGUUUAGUUUUAUGCCUAAAUUGGAAUGUUUUUGAUUUUGUUUUUUUUGUACUUCUGGCUAUGUAAUUGAUAUACCUUCUUUUGGAAACCCUUCAACCUUUUUAAUGCAACGUACCGUGGGACAAUGAGACUGUGUUCUGGAUCCUCUUGCGUAUGUACUUACUCCCCUGCCGCUUGUGUUGUCUAAAAUGUUAUUAAAGUUCAAGAACAGCCCAAGCACUCUCCAUUGUCAUCAGAUCAGCGUUAGUCCACCCUCACUGCCCAGAUUAUCAUCACUCUGCCAAUGCAGAUGACUGAGUUUACCAACGAGGUAAAUUGAGCUGAUUUAUUUUGGUUCCCUCUGAAGCUUUAGGUUUUGGGGGGGCAAUUAUGCUGUGAGGAUUCACUCAUAAAUGAUCUUAAUGGGUGCUUCUACUGUAAUCUUUCCCAUAUUGCAAAUCACCUGUCAAGGAGGAAUAAUCUUAAAUGUCAAUUUUGCGGAUAGUCAAUAAGUCUGCCUGAACUGCCAAUAAGUGUGGGAGUCGUUUUUUUGUGUGUAAACAGCUGUGAGUUUAACAUCAGUUAUUUACCUAUGGCUCAGGAUAUUUGACUUCACUUUUGUGAGGCUUUAUGUAAAUCCUGCCCUGUGUUCUGUUCUGGUAGUGAACCGGGUUGAAGACUGCUAUGUGUUUAUUGUGGCAGGAAGAUGCAAUGUCUGUUAAAUGAUUUAACUGAAUUGAUUUGCUACAAAUAAAGCCGGUCCUUGCAAA
Messenger RNA from Hypomesus transpacificus, 2101 nucleotides. RefSeq names its product serine and arginine rich splicing factor 5a (gene srsf5a). The transcript is spliced from 8 exons. Gene Ontology annotation, cellular component: cytoplasm; ribonucleoprotein complex; nucleus. Gene Ontology annotation, molecular function: mRNA binding. The record is from RefSeq and is a predicted model, not a curated record. Lineage: Eukaryota; Metazoa; Chordata; Actinopteri; Osmeriformes; Osmeridae. Bases 113 to 1198 code for a protein of 361 amino acids.